This is a messenger RNA of Phacochoerus africanus (Common warthog), 3398 nucleotides long. RefSeq names its product establishment of sister chromatid cohesion N-acetyltransferase 2 (gene ESCO2). Bases 435 to 2270 code for a protein of 611 amino acids. Gene Ontology annotation, biological process: mitotic sister chromatid cohesion. The record is from RefSeq and is a predicted model, not a curated record. The transcript is spliced from 11 exons. NCBI's taxonomy places the organism in Eukaryota, Metazoa, Chordata, Mammalia, Artiodactyla, Suidae. Gene Ontology annotation, cellular component: nucleus; chromatin. Gene Ontology annotation, molecular function: protein-lysine-acetyltransferase activity.
UGAAAAAUAUUUGCCUCGAGAAUCUGAGGCUACUUUACAAAAGCUUCUUACACCAGGUGACCCUAGAAUGUGCCUCAAGUCGGAGAAGGUGCCUUUAUUGUGUUGAAAACUGCAAUUCCCAGAAUGCACCGAUACAAGGCCUCGGGAGUGGAGCCUUGCCCCGCCGCAAGGGAUUGUGGAAGACGUGGUUUCCGUGAGUACAGAGCGCCUUGCCUCAAGGGCGGGAGAAUCUUGGAGACCGCCUCCCGAGUGGGCGGGGCAAGCGCUAGCGCGCAACCAAUCACUGAACCAGCUCCUGGACGCGCUAGGCAGCGGCGAAUCGGAACGCAGCGGCUUCCGCCUCGACUGGCGCGCGAGAAUUUGAAUACAGUGGGGGGACGCCGGGCUCUGCUGAGGAGAGGUCGCGGGGUCUGAGACUCAGGAUUUCAAUUAAGAUGUCAGCCUUAACUCCAAGGAAAAGGAAGCAGCAGUCUUUGAACUCCGACAACCUAUUGUCAGACAUUCCAUCAGAGAAAUUAAUUUUGGACUUAACUGAAAAUAUAUUUCCAUCCCCUAAUAAAAAACAUAUUUGCCAAAGCAGUGAUAAAAAUGAGAAAAAAAUUCAUUGCUCUCAACAAGGCCAUUUCAUUUCAAGUCCACUCAAAAUGACUAAAAAUAGAUUGCCACCUGCAAAUCAAGGUUCACCAUUUAAGUCUGCCGUAUCUACUGUAUCCUUUUACAACAAAGAUAAGUGGUACCUCAACCCUUUGGAGAGAAAACUGAUAAAAGAGAAUAGAUCCAUUUGGUUAAAAACCAAUAAUGAAGAUAAGUCAUAUCCCAGUGUGACACCAAAAAUGCAGCGAAAACCGGUCUGCUCCAAGAAGAUGAACAAAAAACCACAGAAGAGUUUAACUGCUAAGCAUCAACCAAGUUAUAAGUGUAUCAAGCCUGUGUCAAAGAAUUCUAAAAGUUCUAAGCAAGAUCGAGUGGUUUACAGGCCAAUUGUGGAGAAAGAGAAUAAUUGUUACUCAGCUGAGAAUAAUCUGACUGCUCCUCGGGUUCUAAGCCAAAAGGUCAAACCACAAGUUACCCUCCAGGGUGGAGCAGCUUUUUUUGUUAGUAGGAAAAAACCUUCUCUGAGGAAAUUAUCCCUGGAAGAUAAGCCAUCACUGGGACUCACCCAAAAGAAUAAAUCAGAAUUUAUUGAGUCUGAUGAAGAGACUGUCGGUGAGAGAAGUUCUAAGACAAGGCAAGUGUCAAAGAGCUUGUUAGUAAAAAAAGAGCUGAACAUUGAGCUGCUGUGUGAAAGAAAGAAAAAUGAAGAGAAACUAAUAAAGGAUUCAUCAGGUAGAGUCAUUUCUUCAAGGGGAUGUAAAACUGAUGAAAAUAAGAGUUUUCCUUCAGAGGAUUCUUUCAGUGAGAACAAGGCAGUUUCUCCUGAGUCCAUUGUCUAUCCCAUCUUCAGUGUGUCUUCAGUGAAUACAAAAAGAUCUCUAGUUGAAGAACAGUCUUCUGUGGGAUCCAUCAUAUCUACUAACUUCUUAAAACAAGUCAAUAUACAGAAAAGUACUAAUACCAGAGAUUUAAAUAAAGACACAAAAGACCAGCUCAUCAUUGACGCAGGUCAGAAACAUUUUGGAGCCACCAUGUGUAAGUCUUGUGGCAUGAUCUAUACUGCUUCCAGCCCUGAGGAUGAACUGCAGCACAUGCAGCAUCACCACAGAUUUCUGGAGGGAAUCAAAUAUGCAGGAUGGAAAAAAGAACGUGUCGUAGCGGAGUUUUGGGAUGGGAAAAUUGUGUUGGUCCUGCCACAUGAUCCAAGUUAUGCUAUCAGAAAGGUAGAAGAUGUUCAAGAACUUGUCGAUAAUGAAUUGGGCUUCCAGCAAGUUGUUCCCAGAUAUCCAAACAAAACUAAAACUUUUCUCUUUAUAUCUGAUGAAAAGAAAGUAGUUGGGUGUUUAAUUGCAGAGCCCAUCAAACAGGCCUUCCGUGUCCUGUCCGAACCAACUGGGCCAGAAUCCCUGAGCUCUAAAGAAUGUCAUAGGGCUUGGCAAUGUUCAAAUGUACCAGAACCUGCAGUCUGUGGGAUAAGUAGGAUCUGGGUCUUCAGAUUGAAAAGAAGAAAACGCAUUGCAAGACGACUGGUAGAUACUCUCAGGAAUUGCUUCAUGUUCGGCUCUUUCCUCAGCACUAAUGAAAUAGCAUUUUCUGACCCAACACCAGAUGGCAAGUUAUUUGCAACCAAGUACUGCAACACCCCGAAUUUCCUUGUGUACAAUUUUAAUAGUUAAAGCUAAUUUCAACUAUAGAACAGUUACUGUGUGGGUGAUUCCGAUAGCCCAUUAUCAUAAAAUACAAACUAACAAAUUCAAAAUAAAAAUACUAAGACACACACAUAUACAGAAGCCUACCUUAGUUUUAAUACUUAAACAGAGGUAAAUUUGUUAAAAAUUAUCUGGGGAUUCAAAGAAAAGGAAAAAAAAUCACUGAAUGACAUACUGACUAGCCCUCUGAAUCCUUUAUUAUGAAACUUUGUAAUUGUAACUGGAAAAUUACCUGCUUCCUACAUAAGAACAUUGACAAAGCAUGGUGGUUUUCCACAGAAAUUUUCUACUUAUCUUUAUAGAGCACACUUUUGGGCCAGAAUUAUCUCAUGCCUGAUCAGAAGCAAACAGGAAAAUUUAAAGACAGGUAAAUAAUUUCCCGAAUUCGUACACAGAAUUCUCACUUUAUAGAUAUUUGGCUGUAGCAACUCAGUUUGAGUAUAUUUAAAGUAUUCUGAAUUUCUAACUUGUACCAGGUAAAGAUAAUAACAAGAUUUUCAUAACUGUUUAUAUAAAAUAGAAUUCUAUAGCUUAACAUCUUUAUCUUUUUAAAAACCAUUAAUCAGAAGUACCCUGUCAUCAGAUUUAAUUAAAAUUAAACUUUGUAAUUGCACUAUUGUCAUUUCAUUAAUUUGGGGUGUUUGAAAAUGCUAAUUGUGUUACUUUUCUUUAGUGAACUUAUUACUGGUGGUUGGUAUCUAACAAAAUGGAUACGCUGUUGAAUUAAAUUAUUCAUAUGGUUACAUUUUUAAGUGUAUAGUAACAGAACCAAGGUUAGUAAAAAAUAUAUAUAUCUAGGCUGAUGAGUCAUUGGACAUGAUGACAUUUGUAAACAUACCUAAAUUUGCACACGUUUUUCUAGUAUAAUUCUUGGAUACUUUGUAAGCAAAGAAUUGUUUAGAUUUUUUUAUUUUCUAAAAAUUACUUAUUUUCUCUGCAAUAAAGCUGUGGGAAAGUAGUUAUCCAGGUUGUAACUCUACAUAAGAAUUUGUUCCUUUGCAUUCUUUUAUUUGCCUAGAAGUGAAUGGUUCCAAAAUUUAAAAGCCUGGGUUCCAAAAACUGUGGAACUGUUAAAAUGUGUAUAAUGCUAUUUUC